This is a messenger RNA of Penicillium canariense, 2697 nucleotides long. RefSeq names its product chitin synthase class III (gene chsG). Bases 1 to 2697 code for a protein of 898 amino acids. The transcript has 4 exons. The record is from RefSeq and is a predicted model, not a curated record. Lineage: Eukaryota; Fungi; Ascomycota; Eurotiomycetes; Eurotiales; Aspergillaceae. Gene Ontology annotation, molecular function: chitin synthase activity. Gene Ontology annotation, cellular component: cell septum; cell periphery.
AUGGCCUACCAGGGGUCCGGCGCGCACUCGCCCAAAUACGAGAGCCAUCAAGAGGCUCCCAGCUCGCAAUAUCGGGAGGAUGAAGAUGCCUCGCAUGGACUGCUGUCGCACCAGCAGGGGCCCUUUGCGACACCCUUUGAUGACCCGCACUCCCGUGGGGUCUCCCCCGUACGCCCGGCCUCGGGUUACAGUCUGACCGAGACGUAUGCCUCCGACGCAGCACCUGGCUACCACGAUCCCUAUGCGACCGGGUCUGUCUACUCGGGCCAGACCGAGAACCCCGCAACCGCGUUUGGCGUCCCGGGCCGGGUCCCGUCGCCGUACGCGCGGAGCGAGACUUCCUCCACUGAGGCCUGGCGCCAGCGACAAGCCCCAGGCGGUGGAAAUUCGGGCGGCGGCAACCUCCGUCGAUAUGCCACUCGGAAAGUGAAGCUGGUUCAGGGUUCCGUCCUGAGUGUCGACUACCCCGUGCCCAGUGCCAUUCAAAAUGCUAUCCAGGCCAAAUACCGUAACGACCUCGAGGGUGGCAGCGAAGAGUUCACACACAUGCGGUAUACCGCUGCGACGUGCGAUCCCAAUGAGUUCACUCUCCACAAUGGUUACAACUUGCGUCCCGCCAUGUACAACCGCCACACCGAGCUGCUCAUCGCCAUUACCUACUACAACGAGGACAAGACCCUGACCUCGCGUACCCUGCACGGUGUGAUGCAAAACAUUCGUGAUAUUGUCAACCUCAAGAAGUCGGAGUUCUGGAACAAGGGGGGUCCCGCAUGGCAGAAGAUUGUCGUGGCCCUCGUGUUCGACGGUAUCGAUCCUUGCGACAAGGACACCUUGGAUGUCCUGGCCACCGUCGGUAUCUACCAGGAUGGCGUGAUGAAGCGCGAUGUGGACGGCAAGGAGACGGUGGCCCACAUCUUCGAAUACACGACCCAGCUGUCGGUGACACCAAGCCAGCAGCUCAUCCGUCCGACCGAUGACAGCCCUAGCACUCUGCCCCCUGUGCAGAUGAUGUUCUGUCUGAAGCAGAAGAACAGCAAGAAGAUUAACUCGCAUCGUUGGCUUUUCAACGCUUUUGGUCGGAUUCUCAACCCGGAGAUCUGUAUCUUGCUCGACGCAGGAACUAAGCCCGGCCCGAAAUCCCUCCUGUCCCUUUGGGAGGCCUUCUACAAUGACAAGGAUCUGGGAGGUGCCUGUGGUGAAAUCCACGCCAUGUUGGGUAAGGGCUGGCGUAACCUGAUCAAUCCGCUGGUGGCAGCGCAAAACUUUGAGUACAAGAUUAGUAAUAUCUUGGACAAGCCUCUGGAGAGUUCAUUUGGUUAUGUGUCCGUGUUGCCUGGUGCCUUCUCUGCCUAUCGCUUCCGUGCGAUCAUGGGCCGUCCGCUGGAGCAAUACUUCCACGGUGACCACACUCUGUCGAAGCAGCUCGGUAAGAAGGGUAUUGAAGGUAUGAACAUUUUCAAGAAAAACAUGUUCUUGGCCGAGGAUCGUAUCCUCUGUUUCGAAUUGGUCGCCAAGGCCGGCUCCAAGUGGCACCUGUCGUAUGUCAAGGCUUCCAAGGCCGAGACGGAUGUGCCUGAAGGUGCGGCCGAGUUCAUCUCACAGCGUCGUCGUUGGUUGAACGGCUCCUUCGCAGCUGGUAUUUAUUCGCUGAUGCACUUCGGCCGUAUGUACAAGUCGGGCCACAACAUCAUUCGCAUGUUCUUCCUGCACAUCCAGAUGCUUUACAACAUUUUCAACACCAUUCUCACCUGGUUCUCACUGGCCUCCUACUGGCUCACGACCGUUGUUAUUAUCGACUUGGUUGGUACCCCGAGCGAGAGCAACGGUGAAAAGGCUUUCCCCUUCGGAGCCGACGCGACUCCUAUCGUCAACACGAUCAUCAAGUAUGUGUAUCUGGGCUUCCUGCUGCUUCAGUUCAUUCUUGCCCUCGGUAAUCGUCCGAAGGGUUCCAAGUUCUCGUACCUGGCUUCCUUUGUGGUCUUCGGCCUCAUUCAGGUCUAUAUUGUGGUCGACUCGCUGUAUCUGGUGAUUCGCGCCUUUAGUGGAGGCGCGCCGAUGGAUUUCGUUACCAACAAAGGUGUUGGGGCUUUCCUCAGCUCUUUCUUUGGUUCCUCGGGUGCUGGUAUCAUUAUCAUCGCCCUGGCCGCCACUUUCGGUCUUUACUUCGUCGCCUCGUUCAUGUACGCCGAUCCAUGGCACAUGUUCACCUCGUUCCCCGCCUAUAUGGUCCUGCAGUCCUCCUACAUCAACAUCCUGAACGUCUAUGCCUUCAGCAAUUGGCACGAUGUGUCUUGGGGUACUAAAGGUUCGGACAAAGCUGAUGCGCUGCCCUCUGCCAAGACGACCAAGGAUGAAGGCAGUAAGGACGCGGUCAUAGAGGAAAUUGAUAAACCUCAAGCGGAUAUCGAUAGCCAGUUUGAGGCCACCGUCAAGCGCGCGCUCACUCCUUACGUUGCUCCCGUUGAACACGACGAGAAAUCCCUCGAGGACUCAUACAAGAGCUUCCGUACUCGUCUCGUCACCUUCUGGAUUUUCAGUAAUGCCUUCUUGGCCGUCUGUAUUACUAGCGAGGCGGUGGACAAGUUCGGCUUCACGGCCCUUCUGUGGUCCAACGCCAUCAUGGCCCUGUUCCGCUUCAUCGGUGCCUGUUGGUUCCUGGGUCGCACUGGUAUCAAGUGCUGCUUCGCCCGCCGGUAG